CUCUCCGGCGCCGACACGUACUCGUCCGACGAGCUCUCAUAGCUAUGCUCAUUGCCGAACGGGUUCUGAUUCUGCUGGCCUGCGUAAAUGCCCUGCCCGCGGUCUGGCAGCUGAUGCGCAUGCUGGCUCGCCGCCCCCGCAUGCGCGUCCUCCGCUCUGCCCAUCCCAAACGCGGGAUUCAGCCCACUACUACUCCGUCUCCGCUCAUUCCCCGCGACGAACGCAGGGAAGUUCUGCGGGCUGGAGCCCGUGUCGCCGACGCCGACGCCGCCGCCCAGACUCCCUGAGCGGCUGCGGCGGUGCG
Mytilinidion resinicola is the source of this 304-nucleotide messenger RNA. RefSeq lists its product as uncharacterized. Bases 45 to 287 code for a protein of 80 amino acids. The transcript has a single exon. Lineage: Eukaryota; Fungi; Ascomycota; Dothideomycetes; Mytilinidiales; Mytilinidiaceae. The record is from RefSeq and is a predicted model, not a curated record.